AUGAGAGGCACAAAGGGUUAUGAGCCACGUUCAAGCUCAUCUUGUGCAGCUUGCAAAUUACUAAAAAGAAGAUGCACACCAAACUGCCUAUUUGCACCUUACUUCCAUUCAAACGAGUGCAAGAAAUUCGCCAAAGUCCACAAAGUAUUUGGAGCAAGCAAUGUUAGCAAAAUACUCAUCGAAGUCCCAGAAAAACAGCGAGAAGACACGGUAAAUUCUUUGGCUUAUGAAGCAGAGGCAAGACUUAGAGACCCAGUUUAUGGAUGCAUUGGUGCCAUAGCUUUGUUGCAGAGAAAGAUGAUGGAGCUUCAACAUGAUCUCGACAUUGCUAAAGAUCGUCUUGCUCACUGUCGCGCUAUCGCUGCCACUGCCACUGCUACAACCACCGCCGCAAUUCCGUCUAUCGAUACUGUUACUUUGCCUCCAUUUCCUGAGUUUUCAACUUCUAAUGAUCUCAGUGAUAUCUUCUGUCAUGGCUCUUCUUCUCAAUUAUCGACCCGGCUUGAAACCGUCGACGAUUUUAAUCAAAUUCCAUAUAUAUUUUGA
This is a messenger RNA of Vicia faba (fava bean), 546 nucleotides long. The record is from the annotation of a GenBank genome assembly. NCBI's taxonomy places the organism in Eukaryota, Viridiplantae, Streptophyta, Magnoliopsida, Fabales, Fabaceae.